Molecule: messenger RNA, 591 nt
Organism: Amorphotheca resinae ATCC 22711
Lineage: Eukaryota; Fungi; Ascomycota; Leotiomycetes; Helotiales; Amorphothecaceae
Exons: 3
Coding region: 1-591 (196 amino acids)
Source: RefSeq, a predicted model, not a curated record
AUGUCAACCUCUGGUCCUUGUACUGGGUUUCCGGCUCCGGGCCUUCGUAACCCUUUCCGGUACUUGACCGGACACGACAGUGAAGGCAAUUCUGUCUUUGUUCAGACCGAUCAUGGCUAUCACGGUGCCCCAAUGUUAGGCGGCGCAGCUGCCCAGUCCAUCUUCUACAGUAGCGACAGCAACCCAAUCGAGCUCACUGGAGAUGUUGACCUUGAGUUCAUCAAGAAACAACCAUCCCUACAUAUGCCCAACGGAUGCGUCGUCCGUAUGAUCGACUUCGCUCCCGGUACCGAGUCAUCUCUCCACCGCGCCCUCACUCUCGGUAUUGGAACCGUUUGCGAGGGCGAGAUCGAGCUGUGGCUGGGCGGUGAGGAGACUCGCAUUCUUCGACCUGGCGAUGUCUCGAUUAACCGUGGGGCUAUGCACCGCUGGCGAAAUACUUCCAACGAGAAGCCAGCCCGCAUGCUGUUCAUCAUGUUAGAUGUCAAGCCGAUCAUCGUUAAUGGGAAGGCACUGGAGUUCGAAAUGGGCACGCUUAUGGACGAGUACGCAAAGUACAAGGAAGAUCAAGGCCCAAACAUUCAGGGUUGA